AUGGAGGAUCUGGAGGUGGAAAUGGAGAAGCAACAGACUCAGAGACUCUGGUUCAUUUGUAUCAAGAUGAUUCAACAUGGAAACUUCUCCCUCCUUCUGGACAAUCUGAGAGCUGAAGAUGAGGGACGAUACACAUGUAGAGUUUACAGUCAGCAGGGUUCUGGAGAAACUGUGGUUCAAAUAAAAGAUGUUGGAUACCUGAGCUGCUCUGCGUGGACCUCAAGAUCACACCCACCACACAGCAGGCCAUGGAGAAAACAGAUGGGAGAUAUUAUUCUGGCCCUGCUCUUCCAAAGCAAUGGAGACUCUUACCAGAUUCAUCAGAUAGACAAUACAAGUAGAGCUGAGCUCUUCACUGCUGAGAUCCCCAAAGGAAACUUCUCUCUCAGACUGAAGAGUGUCAGAAUUGAGGAUAAAGGAGUUUAUAUGUGUUUAGUGUUUGCUGGAGGACUUUCAGCCAAUGCAACUGUAGUACUGGGAGUGGGUUUCUCUUCUUGGCACGUAGCUGUGAUAUUUUUCUGUUUUGCUGCUGGAUCUGGAGCUGUGCUUCUGUUCUGCUCUCUGAUCUACUACAGAUCAAAAAACACUGACACCAGCAGCAUAAUCUGGACUCUUCAGGUUUCUCUGGUCUUUUGUCCAAACAUCUGUAUGUUCUUGGCCUUCAUGUUUUGGGGCUUUACUGAAGGAUCUCUGCAUGAGGCUAUCACCUGCUGUGCUCUUUAUAUUCUGAGGCCUGUUAUGUUGAUGUGGGCUUUGCGCUAUUUGAAGUAUCUUCAAGACAGCCUUACAUCAUGGAUCAGGUUUUUCAGAAUAACACAUGAACUUACUGUUCUUACAGUCAUUGUUUAUUCAGUUUUUUUUGCAUAUGGCUGGAGAAUUAGUGCACGUGAACGCCGUUUAUCCUCAGGAAUAUGCUUUGGAGUUGUUGUGCUGGUCUGUCUCUUCCUGAGUGAAGGUAAGGGUUUCUGUAUGAUUUGAGUGGCAAGCUAAGUAAGCACAGAUUUAUUACGUUGAUAAAUGUAAAUUAACAAAACAAAUGUUUUUUUUUUUUUAUUCUACAAUUACCAAAAAUGAUAAUCAAGUACAUACAAAAGAGCCAUACACUUUCCUUUUAGGUCUAAGUGUGUGUUAAUGUUUAAUAGUACUAUUAGCUUUAGUUAUACUACAGGGCCGUUGAAUGCUUGAAUCUGAUUGGCUGACGAAUGUUCUGAGGUGUGCAAUUAUUUUCUGGAAAAUGCAUGGCGAACGUAGUUCCAGGCAGCUCUCUUGACCGCAUUACAGUU
This is a messenger RNA of Cyprinus carpio (common carp), 1283 nucleotides long. RefSeq lists its product as uncharacterized. Lineage: Eukaryota; Metazoa; Chordata; Actinopteri; Cypriniformes; Cyprinidae. Bases 1 to 978 code for a protein of 325 amino acids. The record is from RefSeq and is a predicted model, not a curated record. The transcript is spliced from 8 exons.